UGCGCGCGGCGGGCGGCCGGCCGGAUGGCGGCACUCGGCAGGGUGGCGGCGCUGUGUGCGGCGCGCGGGCUCUGGUGGAGGGCCGCGUGCGCGGCUGCGGGGCUACGGGGCCUUUGCCCGCAGAGGGGCUACGCUGUGGGCCCCGCUCAGAGCUCGCCUACCUUUGGGUUCCUGUUGGAUAUCGAUGGAGUGCUGGUUCGGGGCCACAGAGUGAUCCCUGCCGCUCUGGAGGCAUUCCGCAGGCUGGUGAACCCCCAGGGCCAGCUGCGGGUGCCCGUGGUUUUUGUCACGAAUGCUGGGAACAUCUUACAAUAUGGCAAAGCCCAGGAGCUGUCAGACUUACUGGGGUGCAAGGUGGACCCAGACCAGGUUAUCCUCUCUCACAGCCCCAUGAAGCUCUUCUCGCAGUACCAUGAGAAGCGGAUGCUCGUGUCCGGGCAGGGACCCCUGGUGGAAAAUGCCAGGACACUGGGCUUCCAGAAGGUGGUGACUGUGGAUGAGCUGCGCACGGCCUUCCCCGCGCUUGACAUGGUGGAUCUGGAGCGGCGGCCAAAGACCACGCCCCUCCCGAAGAGCGACUUCCCAGCCAUCGAAGGGGUGCUCCUCCUUGGGGAGCCAGUCCGCUGGGAGACAAGCCUGCAGCUGAUCAUGGAUGUCCUCCUCAGCAAUGGGAAGCCUGGGACUGGCCUGGCAACAGCCCCCUAUCCCCACCUCCCUGUCCUGGCCAGCAACGUGGAUCUCCUUUGGAUGGCUGAAGCCAAGAUGCCCAGGUUUGGCCACGGCACCUUUCUGCUGUGCCUGGAAACCAUUUACCGGAAAGUGACGGGCAAGGAACUGCGAUACGAGGGCCUGAUGGGCAAGCCCAGCGUCCUCACUUACCAGUACGCGGCGGCCCUGAUCAGGCAGCAGGCGGAGCGGCGGGGCUGGCCCGGCCCCAUCCAGAAGCUCUACGCUGUGGGCGAUAACCCCAUGUCUGACGUCUACGGUGCCAACCUGUUCCACCAGCACCUGCAGAAGGCCUGGCGUGAUGGGGCCCAGGAGCUGGGGCCUGGGGGCCCACGGAAACAGCAGCCCUCCGCAGCCCAGAGCUGUGCCUCCAUCCUGGUAUGCACUGGCGUGUACCGUCCCAGGGACCCAGAGCUUGCCCAGGGAGGAGAGGAGUCUCCCUUCCACGGGCACCGGGACUUCAGCUUCAGCCCAGGGCUCCUGGAGGCAUGCCACGUUGUGAAUGACGUGGACGAGGCUGUGCAGCUGGUUUUCCGCAAGGAGGGCUGGGCUCUGUAGUGAGGGGUGGGGUUGGAGGUGGGGGGGCGGGGCUGGAGCUGCAGGUGAACCAGUCGGGGCCGGCCUAGCCCCCUUGCCACUCUCCCUGCUGCCCCACAGGUGUGAUAUUACUGGUCACCUGGAAGAAGGCAGUGGUUUUUAUCCCUGCUAGGCAGUAGCCACAGAAGUGUCCCCUGGACAGUGUUUCACGUGGAACUCGCAAGAUUUUCUGGGCCUGAUUCCUGUGUGUCUCUCCCAGCAGUCUAACCUCAGGCCAGUCCCUUUACCUUGUGCCUCAGUUUCCUUCUCAUUGCAGUAGGGAACAUGUGAGAAGAGGGGGGCAUUAGAGAUAAUGUGGGAAUUUCCGCAGAGGCUUUGCCCCUCUCGAGGGAGCCGCCACUGCACGUCAGCAGGGUGUGUGCUAGCACUCAGAUGCCACUUUUUACUGUAUUUUAGUUGGGUGCUCAGACACUGUGGGGCUUAUU
Molecule: messenger RNA, 1748 nt
Organism: Propithecus coquereli (Coquerel's sifaka)
Lineage: Eukaryota; Metazoa; Chordata; Mammalia; Primates; Indriidae
Gene: HDHD5
Product: cat eye syndrome chromosome region, candidate 5
Exons: 8
Coding region: 25-1284 (419 amino acids)
Biological process (GO): glycerophospholipid biosynthetic process
Cellular component (GO): mitochondrion
Source: RefSeq, a predicted model, not a curated record